Messenger RNA from Radiomyces spectabilis, 168 nucleotides. RefSeq lists its product as uncharacterized. Gene Ontology annotation, molecular function: RNA polymerase II cis-regulatory region sequence-specific DNA binding; DNA-binding transcription factor activity, RNA polymerase II-specific. NCBI's taxonomy places the organism in Eukaryota, Fungi, Mucoromycota, Mucoromycetes, Mucorales, Radiomycetaceae. The record is from RefSeq and is a predicted model, not a curated record. Gene Ontology annotation, biological process: regulation of transcription by RNA polymerase II. The transcript has 2 exons. The annotation marks the transcript as partial. Gene Ontology annotation, cellular component: nucleus.
UUUGUUUGUACCAGUGAUCACUGUGGCAAGGCUUUCAAGCGAUCUGAACACCUCAAGCGUCACAUUCGAUCUAUUCACACGCAGGAAAAACCCUUUGAAUGUCCUUAUCAGGCCUGUGGCAAGCGAUUUUCCCGAUCCGACAAUCUCAACCAGCAUAUUCGCAUCCAU